GUCUCGCAGUCGAGUGGUCAACGUAGAGUCGAGUGCAGUCGAGCGGCUAUCUUGCGGUUGAAUCUAUAACACCGUUAGAGAGCAAAUCGCAAAAAAAUGGCACGAUUCACCGUUCAGCUGAUUCAGUGUGUUUCCUUCGAUUCAGGGUAUCGAACCGUUCUACAAUGAUCAUACUAGCGUCACUUCUUAUCGGAUUGUUGUACACCAACCCGGCAGCUUUCUUCCUGAUAAUUGCCGUCGGCUAUCUUCUGUGGCAAUGGCUCCGGUAUAACUUCAAGUUUUGGCAGCGCGAAAAUGUUCCCGGUCCGAAACCAUCUCUGCUGUUCGGAAACCUUGGGGCCAGUUUGGCUAUGAAAAAGCAUAUUGCCGAAAUGGCCGAGGAAUGGUACAAAGAAUUCCCCAACGAACCGUUUGUCGGCUAUUACAAAGUCUUCAAACCGGCGGUUUUUCUUCGGGACCCGGAGUUGAUAAAAGCUGUUCUGGUAAAAGAUCACACCUGCUUCUCGGCUAACGAUUUUACCUUCAACGAGAAGCACAAUCCACUUAUGAGGGACAAUCCUUUUCUGAUCGACGGUGAGCGCUGGAAGAAGGCACGCCAGGUGUUGACGCCGCUUUAUACCGGCAGUAAAAUGAAGCAGCUUUUCCAUGCACUGGACCAAGGUUGCAGCCAAUUUGUAGAAUACAUCGGUCGCCGGUUGGGUGAAGAUUUGGAAGCUAAGUCGAUUUCGGCUGUCUACACUACGCAAAAUGUUGUCGGAUGUGCCUUCAGCUUGGAUGCGGAAUGCUUCGAGAAUCCGAACAACGAGUGGAGGGUGAUGGGGAAGAAGAUUUUCCAGCCGACCCUUUUUGCCGGGAUCACAAUGCUUGUUACGAUAUUUGUGCCGUUUAUCGCGCAGUAUCUUCCUAUUAGAUUGAUCCCAAAAGAAGUUGAAGAUUGGUUUCGAAGAACGAUCUCCAGCAUAUUAGAGGAACGUAAAAAGGAAUCAGUACCACGAGAAGAUCAACUUCAAACUCUUUUAAACCCGAAAGCUCAAACAAAUUUGUCAGCGGAGCAAAUUGCCGGACAUGCAUUGACAUUCUUCACGGAAGGUUAUGAAACCUCUAGCACGGGACUUUCAUUUGCAUUGUAUCACCUGGCCAAUAACCCUAGCGUUCAGGAGAAACUUCACCAAGAAAUAUCGCGUGUUAUAGCUGAAACUGGUGACCAACUAAGUUACGAUGACAUGCAAAGUAUCGAGUAUCUUGACUGGGUUCUGCAAGAAACGUUACGAAUCAACCCGCCAGCAGCGGUAUUGCAGAAGCGAACAACCAAACAGUAUUUAUUAAAGCGAAAGAUCAACGGUCAAGAUGUGGGAACACUUCUUACGGAAGGCACUCCGGUAACAGUGCCAAUUACUGCCAUUCAUAUGGAUCCAAAGUACCAUCCAGAACCGGAACUUUUUCGCCCGGAACGGUUCAGCCCGGCGGAGAAAACCGACCGAACGCAGCUGGUGUAUUUUCCUUUUGGGGAGGGUCCCCGGAUGUGUUUGGGCAUGAGAUUCGCGCAGACUCAGAUAAAAAUUGCUUUGAUCCGGCUGGUUCAGAGCUACCGUAUUCGGUUGUCCCCCAACCACAAACCAUUCCACAUCGAUCGGAGAGCAUUUUUGGUGCAAGCCCGCGAUGGAUUGUUGCUGAAUUUCGAAAAGCGGUAGUUUCAAGCUAAGUUUUAUAGUAGUUUGCUUUUGAUAUUAAUUCAUAGAAAGCAACACAUUAGUUGUCUUACGUAAGUGGAAUGGCUUUUGAAGCAUUGUUCCAGAUUAUUCCGAGAAAACAAUAGAAAAACACUUGUUGCUAAAUUCCACAAAAGUGUCUUCCAGUAUGAAACAACUUUGCUGAAGACUGCUUGAAGUUGUUACUUAUUAUACUGUCUAGAUUUUUGAUAAUUACUAGGAUAAGGAUUCGUACUUAGAGCUAUGUUUGGAUUUUGCCCUAUAUUUGCCUGGAUUCCUAACUCAAAUUUGUAGAUUAAGUCCUAAAUCGGAACUGGUAUCAGUUCGGGAUUCGAACUUGGACUCCUAGAUUUAGAACUUGUAUUCUCAACAAAAUUUGUUAUACCUAUACUAGGACAAGGAUUUUAUUAAGGUCUUGAAGCUGCAUUUGAAGCAUGUCGAGAUCUUUAGAACCUAGUGUUCUUAAAGCAUGACUAGCAUUUCGACUUGGUUUGAGGCGUAGAUCUUCACUGGGAACAAAACUUGGAAUUGGAUUUUGAUCUCGACUCAGACUCUAAUUAUUAUUAAGAUUAGAAUUUAGAUUUGGACCUGAUUUUAGAUUGGCAAUUUUGAAUAGAAGGACGCAAUUUUGACCACUUGAAUUAGAAUCCGGACAUUUGGUUCCGAACCCUUUGGACUCUUGAACUUAAAUUGUCACUCUCAAAAUUAUAGAAAAGGAAUUUCACUGUGAUAUGGAUUUGAAGUUGGAUGUUGUUUUAAAAAUUAGGAUUUGAAUUUUUAAUUUUUGAUACUUGAAUUGGGAUCUUGGCAUUCAUAUUGUGAUCUAUUGUAAAGCUAGUAUCUUAAGUUGUUGUUGUAUCACGAUCGUUCAUUGAGCUCUAUUUUUUGAAUAUCGGUACUUGGAUUCGGACUUCGAUUGAACGUGAAGAUCCACGGACUUCGACUUAGAUCUGGACUCCGUACCUUAAUUUUUGCUGGGUACUAAUCUGAAAAUUGAAUGUGGAUUCGAAUGAAUUCUUACAAGAAUUCUGCUUGAUGGAUUCGAACUUGAUUUCAAUUUAUUCUUAUAGUGUACUUGGGUUAAAACUGAUAUAUGGAUUUGAAUUCUUAUCCAUCUCAUUCAUUAAAAUAAAAACACACAACAAAAGAUGACUCGGGUAGUGAGUUACUCAAUUUGUUCUCAUGUGUUUGCCACAGCUGAGAAGAGAACUCAGGAUGUGGGGAUGAGGUGAGGUGAGUUAUACUCCCUUAAGCAUCUACUCGACCCGACCUGACCCACUAAACCCACACCCACACCUUCAGUCUCCAGUCCUCAUUUUUCCGGUACGUAAAGUAUUACUUCGGAGAGUGGCUUUGUGUGCUUGAUGUAUUUACUCUCUUUACUCUAAAACCUUCUAAUCAACUACAUGAAGACGGGCAAUUGACACGCUACACCAGUGUAGCUCCAGGAUCUGUGCUGAGUUCACUUCUUCAUGGCGCCUCUCAAGUUAACGGAAUAUGUUGGUGCGUCCAACUAAUAUUCGCAAAGUUGGAUCAUUUCAGCUGCCAUCUGGUCAUCGAGGAUGACCUUCUGGUACCUCGUAUGUCCCUUGUGUCACGUGGUGAGUCUAAACGCUCUUCGUCCUCUUCAACGGCGAUGCUGAUAGGCAUCAAGCCGGACAAGACGCAUCGUAUGACACUGUACGAUACGCGCCCGGAAUCCUCAGGCAUCUUGCCUUACACCACCGAGCUAUUCGACAUUAUACGAGAUAGUGCUGCCAUAGUCUGUUGAAGUCCUCUUGCACGCGCAGUGGCUCCCGAAAGAGAGUCUUCCGUUGACAAGAGCUUCAAAGAUCUCUUCGAGGCAAUCGUUUAACUGAUUAACCGUUAUUCGUUGACCGUUGUCCUUGACCUCUGUCGAAUGAUGCGCUAACUCCAGUGUCCUGGACUGCAUCCAGUCCUCGACCUUAGUAUGCAGUGCGCGGUCAUUAACUCGACCUCUCCGAUCAACUCAAAGUAGUCCUCUAGCGUUAUGUUGUUUGCAAAGCCGACGAUCACAACCUUCACAGGAAACUCAAGGUAGAACCUUGCGGUACUCCUACGUUGUUUGGGACGCAUUUCUGAUCCAUUUCCGUGUUGUCCCUUCUGACUCUCUUCCGUGUUGUAAACUGGUGAUUCUGGAAGUAAUGUUCCAAAAUCUUGUACAACGACACAGCUACGCGAGCGCCAUAGUAUUUCUGUUUCUAUCUGCUGUCCAUAUUGAACGCAUUUUUUACGUCAAGCGUGACCUUCUUUUACGCUGGAGUGCUACCUGGAAAGAUAGUACCCAGCGUGGACCUACCUUUCCGGAAGCUAAACUGGUUACUUGCCAGACCGUUUACUCCCUCUGUGCACUUCACCAGUCUGUUGAGAAUAAUUCACUCAAGCACUUUGCCGACAGUGUCCAGCAGACAAAUGGGUCUGUAUACCGAUGCGUUUUCUGGCGUUUUCCACCUCUCCGGGAAGAGACAGUCAUCCAGACACUUCUGCAUGACUACUUGGAACAGCCUGGGGCCACUUUUAGGCUUCAGCCAUCCAUCCAGUCUCGGGGUAUUGUUCACAUUUAGGGAGUUGACGAUUACAAUGAGUUCAUCAUUCCUAACCCUUGCCUCCUUUAUAACCUCAACACGACUGUCGUCGCUCACAGGUUGGAUGUUCAGCAGGUUGGCCGACCACCCCUGGUCUGUGUAGCAUAUACUAGAACGUCGGACGUGCGACUGUACCACCGGAGGCUAAGGGCUUGGCUCGUGACCCGGAAGACACGCUCCAGCAUCGGUGGUGAAUGCUCUGCAGGCGCCCACACACCUUUGGUCUUGGCCCUUACGUUCCUGUAGGCGUUACCCCCCCGGAUUCGUAUUGGAUUGGCACACGCGCAUAGCCUAUCAAAACAAACCUUUUUACUUGCCCUAAUCGCGCUUUGCAAACCCGAAUGCUGCACCACGUUCUACCCUAAGUUCCUUGGUUCGUGCGUAUUGCAUCAUCCGUCUUGCACGGAGCCAUUAGUAAACCAAUGAUUUUCCAUUCCUAGAUUAGUGAGUCCUUGGUAUGGAGGCGUUGCACGCUCUCAAUAGUGUGGCAACUAGUUGGUCAGCACUCGGGCGGAGCCAACUGCCCCCCUCGAACUCUCUUUUUAUUGCCUUCUCAAACACCUCGGCAUCGAAAUGCGAUGCCUUCCACCCGUGGACGGUUGGAGUGUUAGCUCUACCCGUCGCUCGCCGACUAACGUUAUUAUUUACACUAUAGCGAACCGACUUGUAGUCGCUAUUGUUGUAGCCAUCGUGUACCCAACAGUUCUUGAUCGUUCCUGGGCCGGAGAAUGUCACGUAAAACGUGCGCAAUUUAGGUUUCUGAAUUCGAUUUAAAAUUUUGUGUCGGGUCGGAUAAAUAUCUGUGCUUGGAUCCGGACUUCGAAUGGAUGUGGAAUAAAUCUAGAACCAGCGUAAUAUAAAGCUAAAUAUAGUCCACGACAUGCAAAACACAUCUUCAAAUUACCUUUAUCAACAGCCAAAACAGUCGAACACUUCACCUUUCAAUAAACAUCCGAAAAAAAUAUCUCGAAUGGACCUGGAUCUAGAGUUGAAUUUAUGCUCAAGUCUCAAUUUAUGCUCAAGUCUGGGGUAAUCUGGGUAAUGCUUAAUGAACUAUAAAAGAAACGCUUGUUCUCGUUAACCGAAUAUUGAGAAACGAGAUAAAUUUCGAUAGCGAAAAUGAGAACUAUUAACGGAAAACGAUUGAAAACUCGGUUGGUACUGCGAAUGUCCGAAUGCUUUAUUAAUCAACACAUCGUGAAUUUGCUAAUUCGUAAACUGCAGCGUCCGUUUGUCGCAAUCGCAGCGAUUUAGAAAGCUUGUUGAUUAAGGUCCGGGGUAGUGAAUUCAGUGCAGUAGAUCCUACUGCACAUGCUUCCUUCACGUACCAUUUCCACAUCUACUACAGAGUCGGCGUAGACCUGUAGAUGACCGUCAUUGGGAUGAUUGGCAGAACCGUGAGUACGAAGCGCAGAAAUGCGUUAAUGCAAAAGACAAAUUGAGUAGAAACAAUGUAGAGAGCUUCUACAGAACGAUCAGCAGAAUCAGGAGCAGAAAUUUCCUAAAGCUGUUGUGUGUAACAAUAAGAACGAAAACCUGAUCGCUUGCAAACUACACUACGGAUCAGUUGCGGAUCCACCAAGAUGGUAAGAGAACAGAGAAUGCGACGAAUACUAGAUAAGUGCAUACAACUUGCAAACUCAUCAUCCAUUCAUAUAUUUUAAAGCGAGGUACGACUCAGUUGAGUGAAACGGGGGAUGGCGAUUAUGUUUGAAUACGGUUUGCCGACGAAACUCAUGAAGCUGAUUCAAAUGACGUUCGAGGAAUCAAAAUCAUGCGUGUGAAUAAUGCAAAUCUUAUCCCAAAUUGCAAGCAGUUAUUGCAUCGAAGAAGAUAAAGACAUGGAUGAAAGCAGAAGUCUUUGCGUUAUGUUUUUUCACGCUUUGUCACACCAUUGUUUCACGUAUUAAGACUUAAAAUUUGACAGUAGAUGAAAACACAUUGUGGUUAAUUGCAUAGAAGUUUGAGAACGUCACUUGUAUUCGUAACCUUGCUUGCAAGCCGCUCACAUCGAACUGUUUCUUCAAAGACAAUACAUCCGUACCCGAGCGUAGACGCUAUCGCUAAGAUUCGAAGCAAUUAGAGCCUGACGGUUUCCAGCUUCCCGGAAUUCGA
Wyeomyia smithii (pitcher-plant mosquito) is the source of this 6430-nucleotide messenger RNA. Its product is annotated as probable cytochrome P450 6a13. Lineage: Eukaryota; Metazoa; Arthropoda; Insecta; Diptera; Culicidae. The coding region runs from base 165 to 1691 and encodes 508 amino acids. The record is from RefSeq and is a predicted model, not a curated record. The transcript is spliced from 8 exons. Gene Ontology annotation, molecular function: monooxygenase activity; iron ion binding; oxidoreductase activity, acting on paired donors, with incorporation or reduction of molecular oxygen.